UGUCGACCUAGCAUUGGACGCUUCAGGUCGACCUCACAGUACAGAUGUAAUCCCCAACACGGAAUUAUUCCCCGCGUCUAAGAGCCGCCUAACUUGCUAUAAGAAAGGAAUUUUAUUCGGCCAUUUCUGUACGCAGACCACAUUAUCGGAGAAGACGCUGUUCAUUGCUUCUGCUCUCUCUAUAUUCUCUCAUCUUUCGAUAUCUCAAGUUACAGCUUUCCUUCCCCGAGUCGAAUCUAACGCGAUGGUGAGUUGAUUCUUUUUCUCGUCUUCAUGUUUCCCUUCUAUUAUUUCAGCUCUGAUAGCCUAGGGUUUCCAUUUUUUUUUUUUUUUUGUCUUCGAUUUCUGCUGGAUUAUGAAUCUCCAUGUGAGGGAGUGCUCCCGUUCGAUCUGUGCUCGAUCUCGCCGUCCUGAACCUGAAUUUCGCUCAGAGUUCGUCAUUUAUGCCGCUGCGGGCUAUUUCUCCCGUGAUCUAAUCUUACCUAGCAAAUGCAGCAUCCGGGAUGGCAGUCCACGAUGACUGCAAGUUGAAAUUCUUGGAGCUGAAGGCAAAAAGAACCUACCGCUCCAUAAUUUUCAAGAUCGAGGAGAAGCAAAAGCAAGUUGUUGUGGAGAAGCUUGGCGAUCCAAGUCAAAGCUAUGAGGAUUUUGCUGCUAGCAUCCCUGCUGAUGAGUGCCGCUAUGCUGUUUAUGAUUUUGACUUUGUCACAGUGGAGAACUGCCAGAAGAGCAGGAUAUUUUUCAUUGCAUGGGUCUCCUGACACAGCGAGGGUGAGAAGCAAGAUGAUUUACGCGAGCUCAAAAGACAGGUUCAAGAGAGAGCUCGAUGGAAUUCAGGUAGAGUUGCAAGCAACUGAUCCUACAGAGAUGGGGCUCGACGUGUUCCAGAGCCGUGCGAACUGAAUGGGGACAGACAUAUAAGGGGCCAUCUGUCAAUGGCUUGUGGCCUUUCAGGAUUUGCAUUUACUUGUGGUGUUAUGUUUAUAGUUUGGUGUUGAAUGGAGAGAAUUGUGAUACUGGUUUUCUGAGUUCAACCUGCUGUUCUGAACAUCCUUUUGUUCGUUUGAAGCAUGGAUACCUGGCUUGUGAUCCAUAGAACCUUGUGUGUCUGACUGCGUUUCUCGUAGUUGUAUGUCUACGAGCUAAUUUGUAACUGUGUGUUUGUGGAGGGGUUUUAGGCAAGGCCUUGAGUUGAGUUGAAGGUGGAGAAGUGCUUGACCAUUGUCAUUCUACUUUAGGAUUGCUAAGAAAGGUGCCUCAUAUCCUGCAGUUACGAAGUUUGUUCUUGCUAUGUACUUCUAUU
Molecule: messenger RNA, 1303 nt
Organism: Linum tenue
Lineage: Eukaryota; Viridiplantae; Streptophyta; Magnoliopsida; Malpighiales; Linaceae
Source: the annotation of a GenBank genome assembly